This is a messenger RNA of Glycine soja, 825 nucleotides long. Its product is annotated as leucine-rich repeat receptor-like tyrosine-protein kinase PXC3. Bases 1 to 825 code for a protein of 274 amino acids. Lineage: Eukaryota; Viridiplantae; Streptophyta; Magnoliopsida; Fabales; Fabaceae. The record is from RefSeq and is a predicted model, not a curated record. The transcript is spliced from 3 exons. Gene Ontology annotation, molecular function: receptor serine/threonine kinase binding.
AUGGGCAGCGAAUGGGGCUUCAAUGGAGAUGAGAUUAGUCUUCGAUGGAACGCUUUCAAGAAUUGCUUUGACUUCUCUGUUCUUCUAGUCCAGAUGGAUGCAGGUGAGUAUCAGUGGGGAGAAUAUCUGCCAUCAAGCAAGAGCUUAGAGUUUCUGGAUGAAAUACCAGCAACUCAGAAUAUUGCUCCUGGGAAGGUGCCACCUGUGGCUAUCAUCAUCUCUCAUCAGAAUCUUAGAGGUGAUGUAAGUUCAAUUUCCAGACUCAAAGCUUUGAAGUGGCUUGACCUUUCAAAUACUGAUUUUCAUGGACUGAUUCCUCCUACUUUUGGAAAUUUAUUUUAUCUCGAAUAUCUAGACUUGUCUUCAAACAAGUUUGAAGGUUCAAUUCCUCCCAAAUUGGGUGCUCUAAGGAGCCUCAAAACAUUGAACCUUUCCAAUAACUUGCUGGUGGGAGAGAUACCAAAGGAACUUCAGGGCCUUGAGAGUUUACAGGAUUUUCAAAUAUUCAACAAUCACUUGAGCGGUUUGAUACCAUCUUGGGUAGGGAAUUGGACCAAUCUGAGAGUUUUUGCUGCUUAUGAGAAUAAUUUCGAUGGAAGGGUUCCAAGUAAACUUGGAUUUAUUUAUGAGCUUAAAACACUUAACUUGCAUUCAAACCACCUUGAAGGCCCUAUACCGGGAAGAAUUUUUACUUCAGGGAAGCUAGAAGUUUUGAUCCUCACUCAGAACAAUUUAAGUUGUGACCUUCCGGUUGAAAUUGGGAAUUGUCAAACCCUUUUCAGUGUUCGAAUUGGCAACAAUAAUCUAGAAGGUAAUAUUCUUUAG